UCGUUGCCGCGUGAAGAACGCCACCCCCGCCUCAGAAGAACCCCCUCCCUCCUAAUCGUACCUCCGGAGGCACUUCCGGUGGAGCGCCAGGACGCUGCUGCUGCUGCUGCUGCUUCUACCUGUGACCCGGCCUCUGGAGGAGAAGAGGUGAGCACCACAAAGCCGCGGCGCCUAGAGCGGACGGGCCAUAGAGAGGAUGGCGGCUAGAGCGUUCCAACCGGAAGCGGAAGUGGUCCUUCCCAGAAAAAGGCGUUUCCGGUGUGCUCCUCCUCCUCCUCCUGCAAGGUGACACACAUGUGGAAGACGGCGGCGAUGGUGUUGGGUGCCCCCGGCUUCUCUCCCGGGCUGCGGCUUUGGAGGCGAGGCCUGGCGGAAGGGUGGGCCCGCGGCGUCUUGGAGGUGCCGGCGGCGGGGGAAACGGCCCGGUUGGUGGCGGAGAAGACGAGGGCGCCGCCGCCGUUGAGGAGGUUCGUGGCCUGCCCAGAGUUGGCGCGGUCGGUGGCCGCUAAGUUGGGCAGCAAAGGAGGCUCUGAGGGGAAGGAGGAGGAGGCCCUCUUUGUGGAAUGCGAACCAGGUCCUGGCAUCCUGACCCGAACGCUGCUCAAUGCUGGUGCUCGUGUGAUAGCACUAGAAAGUAACAACUCCUUUCUUCCUAACUUAGAGUCUUUAAAGAAUAAACUAGAUGGCCAACUGGAAGUUGUGCAUUGUGACUUCUUCAGAUUGGACCCUAUCAAUUCUGGAUCAAUUAAACCUCCUGUGUUGUAUUCUGAGAAUCUUUUUGAGAACUUGGGCAUCUCUGCUACUGCUUGGACAGCAGGUGUUCCUCUAAAAGUGGUUGGAAUUGUUCCACAAAAAAGAGAAAGGAAUGUGCUAUGGAAGCUAAUCUAUUCCUUAUAUGAACGCAGUUCUGUAUAUAAAUAUGGAAGAAUAGAACUGAACCUGUUUGUCAGUGAAAAAGAAUACAAGACUCUUGUUGCAAAGCCUGAAGAAGCACGAAUUUAUCAAGCACUAAGUGUACUUUGGCAAACAGCUUGUGAUAUUCAGCUUCUGCAUAUGGAGCCCUGGUCUUCAUUUUUAACUAACUCGAGAAAUGGUGGACUCUCCAUACCAAAGAGUGUGCUAUUGCAGAAUGACCACUUAUGCUUAGUACGAAUGACACCCCGGAAGGAUUUGUUUACAGACAAUUUGACAACUGUUAAUUCAAACAUAUUUAUUGUGAUAGUAAAACAAUGUCUUGCUAAAGGCAAAACAAAACUCAUAGAUAAAUUAAAUUUAUGGAGUUGCGAGAGCGGGAAGAAACUGUUGAGACAGUUAGAGAUGCCAGAAAACAUUACAACAGGUAGUCUGUAUCCAGAACAGUACAAAUGCCUUUUUGAGCUUAUGGAACAAUCUAAUGAAUUUGACCAAAGUUGGCUAUAUGAUGAUGAUUGCUUGGAAGAUAACAUGGGCAUAAAUAUUUAAAAUGAAGCCUAGUUUCAAAAAGAGUUUUUGUGAGUUGGAAUAUGGUGCAAAAGAUAAAAUGGUUUGAAAUCUCCAUUAGUGAUGGUAUUUCUGUAUAAAUGAUGACACCACUUGAAAAUCCAAGAUCUCUACAGACAAACAAGUGCAGUGCUGAAGUUUUUGAAUCUUUUAAUGUUGGAAAGGCAAAAUUCCAUGGCUUAAAAAACUGUAGGAAGUGAACUCUGGUGUACAGUCCUUGCAUUUUACCUUAAGUGCAUUUGGGGGAAAAAGUCAAUAAUGGCAUGUUCUCCCAGGAAUUUCAAAAAUAAUAAUAGCAGCAAAGCUAAUACUAUGUCAGCUCUUAGUGUGCAAGAACUACAGUAUUUUUAUGUGAAAAACACUAGUUACUCUUGAAUCAGAAUGUUGUAAAAUCAACAGUGACUAAAACCACAGGAGGUAAAAUAGGAAGGAAAUGUGCUUUUUUGGUUUAAAAGUUUGCUUUCAGGUACCUAAGUUACACUGGAACUGGCUGAAAAUGGUAGAAUAUUUGCAAAAAUCAUUCUGCUUCUGUAUACACUGUAUAAUACUGUACAAUUUUUGUAUGUAUAUACCUACAUAAAGUAUAUAUAUGUGAACACGCUUCAGUUGAUCUAUUUUCAGAUGAGAAUUUUUAUUACAAUGUAAACUAAGAAACUUGUAUUAUAAUAUGAUUCCUAAUUUAUAGAAAUGUAUAUAUUUGUAUUAUAAAACACAAUAAAAUACUAUUGCUAGUAAACGUAGAAACAGUGUAUUUCCUUUUCAGCUAUGUUUUCUUAUCUAAGACUGUGAUGGUUCUCUGUCGGUCCCCCACCUUUCCUGCUGAGCUGGAUGGGACCCCAUGAGACCAUCUAUUAUAAAAAAACACACAAACAAACCCACAAACCACCCCCAAAACAAACAAACAAAAUUGCUGGCGCCACCUAAUUAUUAACUUGUUACACUUCAAUAAUGCAUUGGGAUGUUGCUGGGAAAUUCCACUGGUAUAUGCCAACCCAGUGAAGAACUAGCCAAACUAAGGCACGUGAAAAAGAGUACAAGAGAAGCAGAGCAUUUUAAAGAAAAGGUUUAUUUUGACUAAAAGAGUUCUAGCGCAAAAGGAUAUCACUAGAUGAGGGACCAAUUUGUCUUACAGAAAAUAUAUCACAGAGUACAAUCAUUUCAGCCAGACCAGGAAAAUAAAAAUCCUGAAGCCACUGACUGGUACAUGUUCCUAAUGUUAGUCACAGAUCAGAUGGGACUUGUAGUCCUUGAUGUUUCUGAAUAGCUGGGAGCCUGGAAUACAUUGUCCAGCUCCAACAGAGAGCCAGAAACAAAUGCCAGCAGGCAGGCAGACAAAUGCUUCAUGUCACAUCCAGUUUUUUUAAAAAAAACCUCCCCUCAGAACCAUCUUAAAAGUUCGUGCUUCUCUUCAAUUGCCCAUCUCAUUGGACAGUUGCCAGCUCAUCAGCUGUGAUGUAAACCCUCAUUUAAAUGUAAUUGUGAGAUGGAUAAAAGCAAUAUUAAGUUUUAUUCAAUAUAAUCAAUAUCUAUUGCCCCUGAAUAUAAUGAGAAAAAGACCCAAAAGGGGAACUUAACCUUAGUGAGAGAAAUGCUGAAGAACUUUUUUUCAUGAUGGGAUAAAAAGGGCAGAGUGACAUCUUUGCUGCCUGGUGCUUUACUUUAAGUCAAAAUAAUGGAUGUUGAUAAGUAAUGUGUAAACUAAGUACAAGGUUGAGAGUGAUAAAUGGAGCAUUUAGUAAUAACAAGAUUGAUAAGAGAAAAGAUAGAAUGUGGCAUAGGGGUUCUAAUGCAUAUUAAUUGAGUUGAUAUAUUCAAAAAUCUUUACUUUGAAGGAAUUUUUAUAUGUUUAAGUUUUGUAUUGACCAAUAGAAUUUGCCAGUUUUCUUUGCCUGUUGCCUAUAAUUUGUGAAAUUUGGUUUUAUUCUUGGCCUCAGAAAAUUGGUUGGAAUUGGGAAUUCCAGUCUUAGGACUGCUAACAAUAAAUUUAUUUCCUUAUCA
This is a messenger RNA of Sceloporus undulatus (fence lizard), 3477 nucleotides long. It is a transcript of the gene TFB2M, whose product is annotated as transcription factor B2, mitochondrial. NCBI's taxonomy places the organism in Eukaryota, Metazoa, Chordata, Lepidosauria, Squamata, Phrynosomatidae. Gene Ontology annotation, molecular function: mitochondrial transcription factor activity; rRNA (adenine-N6,N6-)-dimethyltransferase activity. Gene Ontology annotation, cellular component: mitochondrial matrix. The transcript has 8 exons. The coding region runs from base 295 to 1461 and encodes 388 amino acids. Gene Ontology annotation, biological process: rRNA methylation; transcription initiation at mitochondrial promoter. The record is from RefSeq and is a predicted model, not a curated record.